This is a messenger RNA of Oncorhynchus masou masou (cherry salmon), 4469 nucleotides long. Its product is annotated as adhesion G protein-coupled receptor E5-like. Lineage: Eukaryota; Metazoa; Chordata; Actinopteri; Salmoniformes; Salmonidae. Gene Ontology annotation, biological process: cell surface receptor signaling pathway; adenylate cyclase-activating G protein-coupled receptor signaling pathway. The record is from RefSeq and is a predicted model, not a curated record. The transcript has 14 exons. Gene Ontology annotation, molecular function: G protein-coupled receptor activity. Bases 1 to 1725 code for a protein of 574 amino acids. Gene Ontology annotation, cellular component: plasma membrane.
AUGUCCCCCAGGUCCCCCAGGUCUCUCAAGACUCGUCUGAAUGUCCCCCAGGUCUCUCAAGACUCGUCUCUCAAGUCUCGUCUGAAUGUCCCCCAGGUCCCCCAGGUCUCUCAAGACUCGUCUCUCAAGUCUCGUCUGAAUGUCCCCCAGGUCCCCCAGGCCUCUCAUGUCUCGUCUGAUUGUCCCCCGGAUGUGGAGUCUACGUUCUUCCAGUUUGGAGCGUCUCUGAUGCAGGAGGCGUUACUGAUGAUGAACAUCAUGGAGGAAUAUGACUGGCACAUCUUCUCUAUAGUCACCUCUAAGUUCCCUGGAGCGUCGUCACGCUGGGCGCUGUGGACGGAGGCCAACUCUAAAGCUCAUAUCCAGCUGAAGAGGAUCCAGAGUCCUGUUAUACUGCUGUACUGCUCCAAGGAGGAGGCCAGCCUGACCAAUAGGAACCCCGACUUCACCCCAGACAUCUAUCCCCUGGGGAUGAUCUCUGUGUCCUACAACGAGAUGGAGUAUCCCUGGAGAGCCGCCUUAGAGACGGAGUGGCAUCAUCGCCACGGCAGCCGUCGCCAUGCUGAGGGAGAAAGGGGAGGUGCCAGAACCCCAAGGGAACUGCUACAGCCAAUCAGAGAAGGGAAAGACUCUGCCCAGCGCCCUGAGAGGGUGAGGGCGGAGUCAGUGGAGAUGAACUACACCUGUGUGUUCUGGUCGGAGGGGCGUGUCCAGGAAGAGGGAGGGGCGUGGUCAAGUCGUGGCUGUACCAAAGUCACGUCUAACUCUACACACACCGUGUGUUCCUGUUCCCACCUUAGCAGCUUUGCUGUUCUCAUGGCCCUCUACCCUAUAAAGAACACCUUUGAGCUGCAUCUGUUGACGUGGCUGGGUCUGUCGUUGUCUGUGGUGUGUCUGUUGCUGUGCAUCCUGACCUUCUGGCUGUGUCGGUCCAUCCAGGGGACACGCACCACCAUCCACCUCCACCUCUGUGUCUGCCUCUUCAUCGCUGACCUCGUCUUCCUCAGCGGUAUCUCACACACACAGAGCAAGGGAGGAUGUGGGUUUGUAGCAGGUCUCCUCCACAUGUUCUUCCUAGGAUCCUUCAGUUGGAUGUUGUUAGAGGGGGUUCAGCUCUAUCGCAUGGUGGUCCUGGUCUUCAACACUACCAUAAGACCUCUGUACCUGUAUACUGUGGGAUAUGGACUGCCACUGGCUAUAGUCAUCAUCUCUGCUAUCACCUACCCAGAUGGAUAUGGUACCACACAACACUGUUGGUUGUCUCUGGAGAGAGGAUUCAUCUGGAGUUUCUUCGGCCCAGUGUGCACCAUCAUCAUCCUCAACGCUUUCUUCUUCAUCAUCACUGUCUGGAGGCUGGCCCAGAAGUUCUCUAGUCUCAACCCUGACCUCUCCAACCUACACAAGAUCAAGGUGUUCACAGUGACAGCAGUGGCCCAGCUGUGUGUGUUGGGUACUAUGUGGAUAUUUGGAGUGUUCCAGUUCCAAGAGGAGGGGACAGUGGUCAUGACAUAUCUCUUCACUAUCCUCAACUCUCUACAGGGAGCACUGCUGUUCAUCAUGCACUGCCUCCUGAACAAAACGGUUAGAGAGGAGUAUUGCAAGCUGCUGUCCUGUAUCUGUACACCACAGAAGAAGAGAUACUCAGAGGUCAGCACCACCAACCCUUCUUCCAGCCAAUCCCAGGGGUCAAGGAGCGCAGAGAACACGGGGGAGUCGCAGAUAUGACGUCACCAAACCCCCAUAAUGCACCUCUUUACCCCUCCUCCCACGACAAAGGUUCCCACUAGAUGGCCAAACUGUAAAGUCAAAAUGGUCAAUAUCGUAAACAUUUAUGAAAACAAAUAUUCGCGUUUAGCGGUGUGGUUAAGAUAUAUUGUAGAAAUGGGAAGUGUUUCUGAUUUAGUAUCUUGGCCAGAUAGUGACACACCAGAAACACUCAGCCCGAGGAUAGUACUGGUCAGACCAGGUUAGUAGAAAAUGUGUCCAACUAGCCCGCCAGAUAGUAAAAAUGGUAGUCCACUAGCCAGGUUGGCCAGAGCCCAAAAUCCUUCCGUUCCAUCCCUGAUUAGACACUUCAUAUCAAACUUGAUGUAAAUUAACCACUGUCUUAUCAAGCAUUUGGUUAUCCAAUCAAAAGGUAUGUGAUCUUCAGGUCAUCCAAUAGGAAUGAGUAUGAUCUUUAUGUCAUCCAAAUAGAAGUUCUAUGAUCUUCAUGUCAUCCAAUAGGAAUCCAUAUGGUCUUUAUGUCAUCCAAUCAGAAGUUACACGAUCUUCAUGUCAUCCAAUAGGAAUGAGUAUGAUCUUUAUGUCAUCCAAUUAGAAGUUAUAUGAUCUUCAUGUCAUCCAAUAGGAAUCUAUAUGAUAUUUAUGUCAUCCAAUAGGAAUCUGUAUGAUAUUUAUGUCAUCCAAUAGAAAUCUAUAUGAUAUUUAUGUCAUCCAACAGGAAUGUAUAUGAUCUUCAUGUCAUCCAAUAGGAAUCUAUAUGAUCUUCAUGUCAUCCAAUAGGAAUCUAUAUGAUCUUCAUGUCAUCCAAUAGAAAUCCUCUUUUUGAAAAUGUUCACAACCACAAAAGAAAGGUACUAUUUUCCACCACUUGGAUGACGUCAUAAACGUGAUGAACAGAAGCUUUCUUCCUUUACAUGAAUGUGAUACAUUUAUAGUCAUAUUUAUUACCAAGACAACAAGAAAGGGUGACUUUUCUACACGAUUAAAUCCAGAGGGAUUUAGAAAAACAUUAAGUGAAGAUAUGUGUUAGUUGGGACCUAAUGGACUGUUUUACUGUAAAUGUGUUAUUGAUCUUUAACACUUUUUAAAUAACAUUUAAGAAUAAGUCUUUAUAAAUGAAUAUACAUGUUUAUAAAUUAUUAUAAAUGUUGUACAUUUUUUAUGAAUGGAAGGCUGGUAAUAUUUACACAUUCUUAUAAAUGUUUACAAAUAUAAUUGUAAUUAGUUUAUAAAUCGUUAAAAGGUUUAUUCAUGAUAGUUAUUUUAAAGUGCUACCAUUGACACCUCUAUGUAUAUAAUGAGAUAAUAUAAGAUUUGUUGCGAUCACUUGCAGGGCUUCUGUCCAAAAACAGCAUUUAUCAACAGGAUUUUAGAAAUCAGGAGAGAAUAAACAGGAAAUCCGGAUUCUCCAACUGGGAUUGUCACUCAUGGCUCCACCUUAUCACUGGCCAACGAAAUAUAGUGUAGCAAUCCUGACCUGGACUUAAACCUGGGUAAGGCAACUGUUAACCUAACAAAUGAGCCGCUAUGCCAAGAGAUCCGAACAGCUUGACGAGGAUGCUAGGUGUUGGGUUAAAGUUGUUUCAAUAGUUGUAUAGGUUUAGGAAUAAAGUAGUAACAAUGUACUGUACAGUUCUGCCAUUGUAGAGGUCCUUAGGCACAGAUCUAGGAUCAGAACACAGUAAAUGUACUGUACAGUUCUGCCAUUGUAGAGGUCCUUAGGCACAGAUCUAGGAUCAGAACACAGUAAAUGUACUGUACAGUUCUGCCAUUGUAGGGGUCUUUAGGCACAGAUCUAGGAUCAGAAUACAGUAAAUGUACUGUACAGUUCUGCCAUUGCAGAGGUCUUUAGGCACAGAUCUAGGAUCAGCUUACCCAACCCAAAACCUAACUUAAAGGGCUAUCCAGGAUUGGUACAUCCAGUUUUUUUUACUUUUAAAUUAUUGAUUUAUUGCUCUUGGUUCUUGUAGAAUAUAAUUUAAAACUGCCUUGUGACCAGGUCAACAGUCCUUCCCCAUCAGAACAUUGUAGAAUUUAACUUAAAACUGCCUUGUGACCAGGUCAACAGUCGUUCCCCAUCAGAACAUUGUAGAAUUUAACUUAAAACUGCCUUGUGACCAGGUCAACAGUCCUUCCCCAUCAGAACAUUGUAGAAUUUAACUUAAAACUGCCUUGUGACCAGGUCAACAGUCCUUCCCCAUCAGUACCCCAACUAUAAGCUUGUUUUCACUCCAUUGUUUGUACACAUGUAAAGGUUAAAAACAUGGUUAAAAGUAUCCUGUUGAUCUCAUGGAUGGUCAGUCCUUGCAUCCAGAGAUCCAUCUGUGAUGUUGAGAGUGGUUAAAUCUAUCCAGGCCCAUCCCUCAGCUGUUAACCACAACAAGUGGUGGGAUGACCUGUUAGUUGCUUUUUAAAUCCCAGACUGCCCCUUUAAGGUUCCACCACAGAACUUGGUCUCAGAAUAACCAUGGAGAUUCAGUAGAGUCUUAAAACAAUCUAAACAAAGUCUAUAUUCAAUAUUGUAUGUUUUAUAUUCUAUUCUGUUGCACUUUUACAAGUUGUGUAUUUUAUACUUUUAAAGAAUGUACCAUUUCCAAUACAUUUUAUCAAGCAUUCUGAAUGUAAGCACUUAGUGUUGUACUUGACUGUGUACUCUGUAGUGUGUGUGUGUGGGUGUGUUUGGGUGUGUGAGAGAGAGGAUGUGUUUCAAAUUUUUUUGACACAAUAAAUCGUUGCGACAAUAA